Messenger RNA from Rotaria sp. Silwood2, 2880 nucleotides. The record is from the annotation of a GenBank genome assembly. NCBI's taxonomy places the organism in Eukaryota, Metazoa, Rotifera, Eurotatoria, Philodinida, Philodinidae.
AUGUCUUCAAUAUUUCACUAUGGACCAAUAUUUUUAGAACAUUGUAAUGGCAAAAUUCGUGAACAAUCAGCUUUUCUUCAAGCAUUACGAAGUUUACCAACUUAUUCUGAACUUCCAUCUGCAAUAGUUGAUUAUCUUGAUUAUAAUUCUAAAUCAACAAUUUCACAAACAUUUGAUCCAUUACGUACAUUAACACCAACAUCAAAUUUGUCAUCACAACCAGUAGCUACUAGUCCACAUUCACAUAUGUUUUCAAGAAUGAAUAGUGUACCAUUAAUGACAACAACUAAUCAACAACCAUUUAAUCCUAUUGGAAAAGAAAAUAUUGCACAAAAAGGCCCAUCAUUAACACAAAAUGCAAAUAUUCGUACAUUAAUUAAUGAUCCAAGUUAUAAUCUUGUUCAUUUAUUAAAUAAUGAUGAACAAUUAUGGAAAUGGAUUGCACAAUAUUUAGUUAUAAAACGUAUUUCAUUAGAACAUAAUUUUCAUUCAUUAUAUGCUGGUUUUCUUAAUACACUUAAUAUCAAUAUUCUUUUUGAUACAGUUUUAAGUGAAAUACAUCGAAAUAUAAAAAUUCUUUUAUUAAGUGAUAAACAAAUUAAUAAUAUUCCUGAUCGUUCAUUAUUAAAAAAUCUUGGCCAUUGGCUUGGAAUGAUUACAAUCGGAAGAAAUAAACCAAUUCUUGCUACGGAUUUGGAAAUUAAAUCUUUAAUUAUUGAAGCAUAUCAUAUGGGUCCACAAGAAUUAUUAUAUAUAAUACCAUUUGUUGCAAAAAUUUUAGAAUCAUGUGCAAAAAGCAAAAUUUUUCAACAACCAAAUCCAUGGUUAAUGGGUAUUAUGUCUGUUCUUGCAGAAAUGCAUGGUAUACCAGAUUUUAAAUUAAAUUUAAAAUUUGAAAUUGAAGUUCUUUGUAAACAAUUAGAAAUUCCAUUAAAUGAACUUCCUAUUCAUCAUAUAUUAAUUAAUAAAGAUUAUUUUGAUAAAAUUGAAAAACAAUUAACAAAUCCAGCUUCUCAAACUGUAUCUAUACCAGCACCUAUUACUCCAUCACCUCAAUCAUUAUCAUCAUCAUCAUCAACUACAACAGCAACAACAACAACAUCAACAAUAACACCUAUAUCUGAACCACAAUUUCGUUUAUCAGAUUUUAAACCAUCAACAUUUCAAUCAUUGAGUUCUAUGCUUAAACUUAAUUCAAAUAUAGCACUUUUUCGUAUACAUCCAAAUCUUAAAACACAUAUAUAUUCACCAAUUGAACAAGCAAUUAAUGAAAGCUUUCAAAAAGUUCAACGUUCACUUAAAGUUGCAACAACAGCAGCUGAAACAAUAGCACGAAAAGAUUUUCUUUUAAAUCCAGAUGAACAACAAUUACGUACAUCAGCACGUAAUAUGGUUGCUUAUUUAAGUAGUGGUCUUGUUUUUAUAAUAGCACGUUCAGCAUUACAAGAACAAAUACAAUCAUAUAUUAAAUCUCAUUUUUGUACUGUACUUGAUAUAUCUCAAACAUCAACAAUAAAUAAUAAUAAUACUAAUAAUAAUGCAAAUAAUAAUAAAACAUCAAACAUUGAAUUAUGUUGUUGUCUAUUACAACGAAUAACAAUAAGUCGUGCUAUACAAUUAAUUGAUCAACGAGUACCAUAUGUUCAAGGAAAUCACAUCCUUUCAGUAGAGGGUUACCGACGCUUGCUUAAAACAUUUGAACCAACUAUUUAUCGAAAUGUUAUUUAUCAUAUUGAUAUAAAUGAUCAUUUUAAAAAAUAUUUUCAUAUGAAUAUUAGUACACAAUAUCAACAUAUACCAUUUAUGACACAUUAUAAUGAAUUGAACGAUUACAUUGAAUCGGAUUUAAACCAAGUUGGUGUUGCAUCUGGUGAAUAUUCAUCCAAUCCACCUGGUUCUAGUUCUAUAUCCGGUACACAUUCAUCAACUCCACCAGAUCAUGACAUUGGACCUGCUGCAUAUUCGUGGAAUUCACCAGGUCAUGGUAUUGCACCUACUGGAUAUUCAUGGAAUUCAUCAAGUAUUGAUCCUACAUUUGUUGCAUAUUCAUCCAAUCCAUCAGCUAGUAUUAUUGCACCUGGUGCAAGUUCAUCGCAUCUACCAAGUGGUGAUGAUUCAUUUCAUGAUCCAUUUUCAGGUUUUUUUGGUGAUUUUUUUCAUUUUGGUGGUUCGAGAGAUGAUGGAUAUAAUCAAGUACCACGUGGUGGAGAUUUAGUUGUGGAUUUAUAUGUAAUACUUGAAGAAGUUUAUAAUGGAAAUUUUAUUGAAGUUGUUCGAGCUAAACCCGUAGCAAAACAAACAGCUGGUUCACGAAGAUGUAAUUGUCGAAUGGAAAUACGAACAACUCAAAUGGGUCCUGGACGAUUUCAAAUGAUGCAAGAACAAGUAUGUGAUAAAUGUCCAAAUAUAAAAUUUGUUACAGAAAAAAUGGUAUUAGAAAUUGAAGUAGAACCAGGUGUAGCUGAUGGAUAUCAAAUACCAUUUAUGGCUGAAGGAGAACCUCAUAUUGAAGGUGAACCAGGUGAUUUGAAAUUUAUUAUUCGUAUUCAAAAACAUGCAAGAUUCGAACGUAAAAAUAAUGAUUUAUACACAAAUUUAACAAUAACUCUGAAAGAUGCACUUAAUGGUUUUGAUGUAUCAUGUCCUCAUCUUGAUGGACAUAAUGUAACAAUUAAACGUCAAAAAAUUACUUGGCCUGGUGCUCGAAUAAAGAAAAAAGGUGAAGGUCUACCACAACAUGAUCAAAAUAAUAUUGUUGGUGAUCUUUAUGUUACAAUUGAUAUUGAUUUUCCUAAAGGGGAAUUCAAUGAUGAACAACGAGAAGCUAUUAAAACUUUAUUACAACAAGCAUCGAAACAUCGAUUAUAUAAUGGCUUAUAG